CAGGCCUACAUAAAUUGACUUUAAUUGACUUAUCUUGGUGACUUUUACUGUCUGUCCAUUUUUUAGUUUGUCAACUGUACUAUCUGUUGAGCUAAUGGAUGCCUGUAGCAAGGGGAUGAAUUUACUAAGGCUAUAAACAUUCCCCGUUUGGUUCAGAUUGGACAGAGGUGGUGGUCGCCUACCACUGCACGGCUCUCCCCACACUUGGCUCCCCCUGCCCCUCUCCCCAUUGUAGGCUGGAAGGAGGCAGGAUUAGGAUGAGGGAUUUGGGAGUCAUGUGGAUCUAGAUUUCUGACUGGUGUCCAGAAAACCGUUGUUUUACAGGAGGACUCUCAGUCGUGUGAAACACCAUCACACCCCUUGUCGUGUAACCUGUAGCUACUUUUGGAGUUUUCAUUCAACUUUUCCCUUUUCCUCCAGUGUUCCGGGAGUUUCUCGUGGAUUUGAACUGCAGUAGAUUACAGCAGUGACCGCUGUUCCCAUUCAUUUUCAACCAUGCCGCUAUAACCUGUCACUACUUGUCAUUUUAACUCUGAUGAUCGCUUUGUAGAAAGUUAGAAGUGCCGCAGGACACAUUUCCCCAUUUUUUGUUCAUCCCUCGCUUUAACAUGACGGAAGAAAACAAAAGUGAACACAGGGCUGAAAGCGGGAAAGACUUGGAGAAACAGCUCCGAUUGCGAGUUUGUGUUUUGAAUGAACUCCUGCUGACCGAACGGGACUAUGUCGGGACGCUUGAGUUCUUAUCGGUGUUUAUGCACCGGCUCCACCAGUAUGCGGCCGCCAAAAUCGACAAGAACAUCACAGAGGAGACGGUGAAGGUGCUGUUCUCCAACACGGAGGAGAUUCUGGCCGUCCACAGGGACUUCCUGUCCAUGGUGGAGGGCCUUCUGCAGCCAGACCCCCACGCACACCACGAAGUCGGACGCUGCUUCCUGCAAUUCAGGAGUGGCUUCCAGGUGUACGACGAGUACUGUGGGAACCACGAGAAGGCCCAGCGGCUGCUGCUGGAGCUCAACAAGAUCCGCUCCGUGCGCACCUGCCUGCUGAACUGCAUGCUGCUGGGAGGCCGGAAGAACACAGAGGUGCCACUGGAGGGCUACCUGGUGGCCCCCAUCCAGAGGAUCUGCAAGUACCCGCUGCUGCUCAGGGAACUUCUGAAGAGAACGCCUAAGAAGCACAACGACCACGGGCUGGUGCUGGAGGCCCUGCAGGUGAUGAAGGCCGUGUGCUCCAACAUCAACGAGGCCAAGAGGCAGAUGGAGAAGCUGGAGGUGUUGGAGGAGUGGCAGUCCCACAUCGAGGGCUGGGAGGGCUCCAACAUCACGGACACGUGCACGGAGAUGCUAAUGCACGGCGUGCUGCUGAAGAUCUCGGCGGGGAACAUACAGGAAAGGAACUUCUUCCUGUUUGACAAGCUCCUGGUCUACUGCAAGAAGAAGAACAGGCGUUUAAAAAACAGCAAGGCGGCCACUGAAUGCCCCCGCUACCUGUUCAGAGGACGCAUCAACACGGAGGUGAUGGAGGUGGAGAACGUGGACGACGGGACUGCUGACUACCACAGCAGCGGGAACAUCGUGAACAGCGGCUGGAAGAUCCACAACACGGCCAAGAACAAGUGGUUUGUGUGCAUGGCCAAGACCCCGGAGGAGAAGCAGGAGUGGCUGGAGGCCAUCCUGAAAGAGAGAGAGCGCAGGAAAAGUAAGUACGGGGAAGGCUGUGACAUGGUGCUGUCAUUGAUGGACUGCAUGUGUGUGUGUGUGUGUGCGCGUGUGUGUGCACGUGUGUGUGCACGUGUGUGUGUGUGUGCGCGUGUGCGUGUCUCCAUGCAGCAGGACACUAUUAAGUGGGUGUACAACAACAACGAGAGCGCUCAGGAGGACGAGAGGAAGUCGAACCAAAAGCGCUCGGCGGAGGAGAACGAGGACGGGUUCGAGUGCAAAGUGGAAGAGGUGAUGGACAAGUUCAACACCAUCGCCAUCAUCGACGGCAAGAAGGAGCUGGUGAGUCUGACGGUGGACAACGUGCACCUGGAGUACGGUGUGGCGUACGACUACGACAGCACCGCCGGUAUCAAGUGCCACGUGCUGGAGAAGAUGGUGGAGCCCAAGGGCUUCUUCAACCUCACCGCCAAGAUCCUGGAGGCUCUGGCGCGUAACGACGACACGCUGGUGCAGAUGUGCGGCCGGCUGAGCUCCAGCUGUGACGUCAUCCCGGAGGAGCUGCGGUCUCGGCUCGCCGCGCUGUGUGGCGAGAGGCUGGAGCACGUCAGCCGCCGGCUCGCCAACUACCGGAAGUUUGCCCGCGUGCUCAGGAACCGGGCGUGGCCCACCUUCAAGCAGGCCAAGACCAAGGUAUCCCCGCUGCACAGCAGCGACUUCUGCCCCACCAACUGCCACGUGAACGUGAUGGAGGUGUCCUACCCCAAGACCACCACCUCGCUGGGCAGCGCCUUCGGGGUGCAGCUGGACAGCCGCAGGAACACCAUGGAGGGAGGGGGGCGGAGCAGCGCCGAGCACGGUAAGGUGAGCCCCAUGGUGUACGCCCAGCACACCAUCACCACCAUGGCGGCCCCGUCGGGCCACAGCCUGGGCCGCACGGAGGGCCACGGCCUGCGCUUCCUCCUGCGGGAGGAGGACCUGCAGACCCUGGACGCCUACCAAAAGCUGGUCGCCAAGCUCACCACCGUCGUCAAGGAGAUGGACACGCACGCCGCCCAGAUCCACGACCUGCUGUCGUCCAUCAGCCACCCCGGCGCGACGGACGCCAAGACCCCCGAGGGCUUGAUCGCCCCGGAGAGCGAGGCCGAGCGGGGCGAGAAGAACGGCAAGAAGGUGUGCUUCAACGUGGCCGGGGACGAGCAGGAGGACUCGGGCCACGACACCAUCAGCAACCGGGACUCCUACAGCGAUUGCAACAGCAACAGAAACUCCAUCGCCUCAUUCACCAGCAUCUGCAGCAGUCACUGUAGCUCCUAUGUACACAGUGACGAGAUGGACUCAGGGGAUGAGAUGCCCAGCAGCAUGUGGCUGUCUCACGACAAGCAGAAGAAGCUCCACGGCUUCCUGGAGCAUCUGUUCAGCCAGGUGGACUCCAUCACCAGCAUGCUGAGGGGGGCGCUGGUGGGCCGCGCCUUCGAACAGACCAAAUGUUUCACACCCGGGAGAGGGCUACAAGAGUUCCAGCAGGAGAUGGAGCCCAGGCUGAACUGUACCAAGAAGCUGCGCCUCCACGUGAAGCAGGACCCCUGGAACCUUCCGGGCAGCGUGCACGCCUUUACACACACCGUCGGCCGCUUCGUCGAAGAGGUGAAGACACGGCUGCUGUUGGUCCUACUGCAGUACACGGACUCUGAGAUCCAGCUAAGGCGAGACAUGGUGUUUUGUCAGUCACUGGUGGCGGCCGUGUGUGCCUUCUCUCAGCAUCUCCUGGCCGUGCUCAACCAGUUCCACGAUGGCGGAAGGGACCGCGAGCCGGAGAGCCAGGACCCCCCGGAGCCCCCGGAGCCCCAGGAGGGCGCCCGCCGCUGGCUGGAGCAGGUCGCCAGCGCUGGGCUGCUGCUCCACUUCCAGUCCCUCCUCUCCCCCCACCUGACGGAUGAGCAGGCCAUGCUGGAGGACACUCAGGUGGCGUUGAUAGACUUGGAGAAAGUGACGUUCUACUUCCGGCAGUUUGAAGGGGAGCCUCUGGUGGCAAACAUGCCCGUGUCCUACCAGGUGGAGGGGACCCGCCAGGCUCUGAAGGUCUGCUUCUACCUGGAGGGCUUCUACUUCUCCCAGCUGCCCCAGCGGCUGAGGAACGGGGGCGGCUUCAGGAUCUACCCCGUGCUCUUCACCCAAGCCCUGGAGAGCAUGGAAGGGUACUACUACCGGGACAACGUGUCCGUGGAGGAAUACCAGGCUCAGAUCAACGCUGCCUCACUGGACAAAGUCAAGCAGUACUACAAGAGGCUGAGGGCCUUCUACUUGGACCAGUCCAACAUGCCACCCAGCUCUGCACCUAAGGCUGCUCUCGUAGACAAGCUGAUGCGGCCCCUGAACGCGCUGGACGAGCUCUACCGCCUCAUCGAGAGCUUCAUCAGCUGCCGGCGCACGGCGGCCUGCCAGAGCACGGCGUGCGGCGCCUCGGGCGUGGGCCUGCUCAGCGUGGCGUCGGAGCUCUGCUCCCGCCUCGGAGCCACGCACAUCGUCAUGUGCAACAGCGGCGUCCACCGGUGUACGCUGAGUGUGACGCUCGAACAGGCCAUCCUCCUUGCCCGUAACCACGGGUUACCCCCACGCUGCAUCAUGCAGGCCACCGACGUCAUGAGGAAACAGGGGGCAAGGGUUCAGAAUUCUGCCAAGAAUCUGGGAGUGAGAGACCGGACCCCGUCCACGGUGCCAAGAUUGUACAAACUGUGCCAGCCUCCACCCGCGGACAGCGACCCAUAAUGCACUUGGGCUCUAUAAAGUGUCUUCCUAUGGCUGUGGAGGUCAAACCGCUCCAGAGAGUCCUCUACCUGCCCAUGAAGGAAUGACACGACUGAAGGCUAACUCUCUCUUGUUGACCUGCCAUUAGAUCCAGGUUUUUCCUUUGUAAUGUUCAACCCAUGGACGAAUAUAUGUAAAUAUAAUUUUAAAGCAGAACAUAGUCAAAUUAAUACUAUAUAUUUUUUUCUUGCUAUUGUACCGAAUAAGUGUGCAUUUUUUAUUCAGCGAAAAAGCAUCUCAAUUAAAUAUAUAAAACCAAAACAAAACAUUUGUGCCUUAAAAUUGCAAACUAAGUGAGAUUUGAAGGAAUCAAUCAAUGCCGUUGUCACGUAGCAAGCUUAAAAUGAUCUUGUUGUUUCCUACAGGGCAAUAUUUUCAUUUCACAAUAAUGCUUUUUAUUUACAGAUAAAGUGAAGUCAUAUCUGUUGAGAGGACAUUAUUGGAUUGCAAUCUGACAUGUUUCGAGUUAGCCAUUCCAUUUAUUCGCCUUCCCUCUGACACAUCAUCGCUUCACUGGUUCGACUGUAGAAGAACUUUGUGGAUUGAAUUGUGUACCUUUUUUAUGUGAUCUUGUGUUGUUGAUAAGCCUGUAAAUAUUGAUGUUCCGUUGAAAAAAAUGACAGAAAGAAAAAAAGGUUUUCUGCUGAGGACGGAGCCACUAUAUUGUUGAACGCAUUGUUUGGAUUUCAUAAAUCAGUUUAUUCCACUGCAAAUUGAUGUUGUGUGAUAGUAACCUGACACAGAGAUAUUUUUUCAUUGUUCAUCAGUAUUAACACGUCAUAGAUUAAUGGCUGUUUUGAGCUAUGGAGUAUAUUCUGUUCUUUUGUAUUGGCAUUACUCAGGAUAUCAUUUUGAUGUUUGUUUUUUUUAUUUUGAAUACUUAUCAACCUAGCAUUUGCUGCAUUGUUGUAGAAUGGAAAGUAGUUUACUAUGCAAACAAGUCGUAUUAAAAAGCUGAAACAAUAAGCUCAUA
Messenger RNA from Gadus macrocephalus (Pacific cod), 5439 nucleotides. It is a transcript of the gene prex2, whose product is annotated as phosphatidylinositol-3,4,5-trisphosphate-dependent Rac exchange factor 2. Bases 609 to 4427 code for a protein of 1272 amino acids. Gene Ontology annotation, biological process: intracellular signal transduction. Lineage: Eukaryota; Metazoa; Chordata; Actinopteri; Gadiformes; Gadidae. Gene Ontology annotation, molecular function: guanyl-nucleotide exchange factor activity. The record is from RefSeq and is a predicted model, not a curated record. The transcript has 31 exons.